CCGACACCGACCACCUUUCGUUUCGUUCAUGUUCGAGUCAGCUCCACACGGGAAGGCAUUCUCGAAACGCCAAAUAUCAACGGGCGACUACAACAACAAAUGCAAUCUCCCGCGACAAUUUGUUUGUGAAAAGAAAUACUGUCUGGAAGUGUUGUGUACUAAUCUCCGAAAUGUUUUACUCUUCCUUAGUGAUGGCAGACGAAUGGGACGAAGAUUACUCGUACGGGUCAAAUGGGAAGUCUUUUGGUCGCGGAAACUACGUUCCAAACAGCACAACGGAGACUCAACAAAACGAUGGUUGGGAAGAGGAAACGAACCAAGAAGAAUCAGCUCCACAGGACAACGGGAGCCCAGACAAUGGCAACCGCUGGAAUCCAGGUGGCGGAAGUGGAGGUUACAGAUCUGAAGGAGGAAGCGGCGGUAACAGAUACGAGGGCGGUCGUGGGGGCCGUGGUCGAGGUGGAAGAGGAGGCCGUGGAGGGAAUAGAGGAGGUGGUUUCCGAAGAGAUGACAACCGGGAGGGAUACCAGCGGGACGGAUACCAACGGGACGGACCUAGAAAUGGGUACGGCGGUGAUAAUAAUAAAUUCGAUGAUAGCGACAACGAUCAUAGAGGGUCUCGAGGAGGAUUCCGCGGUGGUCGGGGCGGACGCGGCGGAGAAAGAGGCUCUGGCCGCGGUCGUGGCGGUGGCCGAGAUGGAGAGAAUGGCUUCGGAGGUGAUCGUCGUUACGAUCGUAAUGGUGGCAGUGGGGACGGUGGAGAUAAUGAUAAAAUGACAAAAGAUAAACCCCGUGAAUUUUAUAUUCCACCUGAUCCAACAGAAGAUGAAAAUGAAAUUUUCAAUACGGGCAUUAGUAGCGGCAUUAAUUUUGAUAAAUAUGAUAAGAUUCCAGUGAAUGUGUCAGCUGGCGCUCCACCAGCUAUUUCAUCGUUCGAAGAGUCAGGAUUAAGAAAAUUUGUCUUAGACAACGUGAGAAAGUCAGGUUACAUUCGACCAACACCAAUUCAAAAGAAUGCAAUUCCUAUUAUAAUGCAAAAGAUGGAUUUAAUGGCUUGUGCUCAGACUGGUUCAGGCAAGACGGCUGCAUUUCUUUUGCCAAUAAUUCAUACGCUUUUAGAAGAAAACAAGGACUUAGUUAUAGGAAAACCUCAGUGUUUUAUUAUUUCACCAACGAGAGAAUUAGCAAUUCAGAUAUUUAACGAAGCCAGGAAAUUUGCCUUAGGUUCUUACUUAAAGAUUCAAGUAGUGUACGGUGGAACGGCGGUAAAACAUCAAGGGAACAAUAUUGCUAGAGGCAGUCAUAUUAUUGUAUGUACACCAGGAAGAUUACUAGACUUUGUUGAAAAGGAAAUGUUAAGUUUUGAGGAUGUUCGUUUCAUGGUAUUGGAUGAAGCAGAUCGAAUGUUGGAUAUGGGUUUCAUGCCGGCUGUAGAAAAGGUUAUGAACCACCCAACAAUGGCAUCGGUGAUUCAACGGCAGACUCUCAUGUUUUCGGCUACUUUCCCAGAGGACAUUCAACGAUUGGCAGGACAAUUUUUAAAUAAUUAUGCUUUCUUAGCCAUAGGUGUAGUUGGUGGUGCUUGUACUGAUGUCGAGCAAACGUUCCAUAAAGUUACCAGAUUUGAGAAAAGGACAAAGCUUACGCAAAUUCUCGAGGAUUGUGUCGGAGAGGGUGGUGUCAUGGUUUUCGUCGAGACGAAACGAAAUGCCGAUUAUCUUGCAUCUUUAUUGUCGGAAACAAAGUUUCCAACAACUUCAAUUCAUGGUGAUCGUUUACAAAGAGAACGUGAAGAAGCAUUGGCUGAUUUUAAGAGUGGUAAAAUGGUGAUAUUAAUAGCAACUUCAGUGGCAGCAAGAGGUUUAGAUAUCAAACAAGUAGCACAUGUGAUCAACUACGAUCUUCCAAAAAGCAUUGACGAAUAUGUACAUCGAAUUGGACGUACGGGACGUGUUGGAAAUUGUGGUAAAGCUACAAGCUUCUAUGAUCCGGAUCAGGAUGCAGCGAUCGCGGGUGAUUUGGUAAAAAUUUUAAAACAGGCCAAUCAACCCGUGCCCGACUUCUUCUUGUCAGUGAGUGGAAGCGGUGGUGGAGGAGGCGGAGGAUUCCGCAGUAAAUUCGGUGGCCGAGAUGUACGACGUUCAAAGAAUGUCGAGACAAAUGAAAACUCAGGGUACGCCGCUGUGACUUCUGAACCAACGGCACAAGAACCAGAAGAAGAGUGGUAGACACGUAGACCUAGAUUUACUAAACAUAAAAAAAUUAGCCUUUGUCUAUGUUACAAAUGUAGAUUAGUCUCUGCAUUUCACUUAGACGAUAAGGAAGACAAUGUGGUAAAUUCUGAAACUUAUCACAUACCAUUUGGAUUACUCAAAACUAAAGAAUGGCUUCAAGUCAUAUUUUUAUCCGUUAUCCUUUUUUACUAUGAAGAAACUAUUGCAAGUUUUCUACUUUGCCAGUUACUUUUUUUUUGUAUAUUUCGCUGUUAAACUUGCUAAAAUAUUACGUUUGAUAUAGAGCUAUUUGCAACAAUUGGAAAUUGAAUUUAGGACUAAGACUGUGUUGUCGACCGUGCAAAGAGCAUGACAUUGUAAAUCAUCAAGUUUCAAGGCGAUCCUAGUAGAAUCUCAGCUGCAGUUAUUGUUUGAGGAUAGGUUUACCACCUCAUGCUUUUUGAAUGUUCGACAGAAAUUGAAGUUUGGAUAAGAUAUUGGACCUGAAUAUUUUUAUUUGGAAUGAAUUUUACCAAUAUAUGAAGAGUAAAUAAAACCAGGUACAAAGUUGAUA
Hermetia illucens (black soldier fly) is the source of this 2787-nucleotide messenger RNA. RefSeq names its product ATP-dependent RNA helicase vasa. The transcript is spliced from 13 exons. The record is from RefSeq and is a predicted model, not a curated record. Gene Ontology annotation, biological process: gamete generation; cell differentiation. Lineage: Eukaryota; Metazoa; Arthropoda; Insecta; Diptera; Stratiomyidae. Gene Ontology annotation, cellular component: P granule; nucleus. Bases 171 to 2228 code for a protein of 685 amino acids. Gene Ontology annotation, molecular function: RNA helicase activity; RNA binding; ATP binding.